GGGAAGACAGCCUGGAUUUUCUUUCUUUGUCCCCCAUUCCUGACACCCAGCGAAACCACCCUCUGACUGCCAGAUAGCGCAGUGUUUUGGCCACGGUAACACACACACAACCUCCUCCUCCUCCUCCUUGCCCCUUCUUGGGAACACUGACUGCUCACCCUCUUCCAUCGCGGGGCCGGGGUGGGGGGUCAGCAGGAAGGGGGUACGGGGAGGUGGGGGCAGCCUUGGCAACGCAGGAGAGGGCAGGGAAAUUGAAUCCAAGAAAGAAAGAGAGGCCCGGAGACCCAGGAGGGCCUUCCUCUGCAAGGUGAAGCCAUCCUGGCAGGGUUAGGGGCCAGUUGAGUUCUGAUAGCUGGGCACAGUCCUCUGGCCCAUCUAGAGUUGUACAGCGGGGGCCUUCUUUCCUAGACUGAAAAUGAAUGUGAAAUUAAGAAAUAAAAGGUCACGCCCCUCCUGGUCUGGGAAAUGAUGUUACAGAGACCUCUCCCAUAGUUAAUCAUUGUUGCAUUGAUUAUUAUUAUUAUUAAUUAUUAUUAUUAUUUUAUGUCAUGUGCGUCCUCUCUCCUGUUCUCUUUCUGACAUUCCAAACCAGGCUCCUUCCUAGUAGUGGGGCUGCCUGAGUCUAGAACCCUUUGUUGGCGUGAAAAUUUGUGUCCUGUACAGAGUGACUAUAGAAAUAAAUGUUUGGUUUCUUGUGACCAGCACGGCGUGUUUUUGUUGAAACCUUGCUGUAAAGAUACAGAAGAAUGCCACCCAGCGUAUAUCUUAAGCACCCCAGUCCAUUCAGCCUCACAUUGUAUGUGGUUGAGGAUUUUUUUCAAAGGGUCUGAUGGGAAUUUCUGUCUCAGAGGACUCCAAAUUGUGGUAGCUGGUUUGUUUUCCUUUUGGGGUGGGUGUGUUUUGUUUGGGGCUUUUAAUUUUUUCCUUCCAGUCCAAAAAUGGAUUGAGAGGGCUGACUCCAAUCCCUAAUGGGGAGAAAAUGUUUCAUUGUAGGACACAAGAGGCUUAAGUAUGGCAAAGCCUUUCAUAUUGUGAUUUAUUUGUCAUAAGCAAAUAAAAUGCGGUUAAGCUGUCUCCUUCUAGACAGACGGCUCUUUGCUUAUUAAAGUUCGAGAGAGAGAAUUCCGCGAGGCCGGCCUCUUUCCUCCCGCGGAAGAAGGUACCGUUUCCUCUGAGGUGUUUAAGGCUUUAAUGAGUCUAAUUUUUUGCACAGAUGUUUCUGGGUGUUUGCAGGUUUUCAGAGUAUUUUUAUAUUACAAAGGAGCUAGCUGAUGCUAUAGCUCAAACUCUGACAAGCAAACAGAUAAUCAAGAAGACAAAUGGCCUCUUUUGUGAAGCCCUGCUCCUGUAUUAAUUUUCAUUUUCUUUCUCAUAGAAAGUAUCGAAAAUACGACUGGGGACCAAAUAGCUUUCUGUCUCUGAGGUCCCAGUCACCCCUAGAAUGGAAUGGGGGAAGGGAAGGGAGUGCGGGUGACCCUCAGAAGCUCUGUCAGGCUUGGGCCGCUUGUGUGCAGUGCCCAAGAGAAGUUCUAAGGUCUGGGGGCUCCAGCCGCGGGGGCUCUGGCCCUGUGGUGGUCCAGGGUACAGCCACCCCGCCUCCAAAAAGCUGGGAGCUCUGGAGAGCAUAUGUGAUUAAAAGUCGUUUUUCGGUCCCAUCUCCCUUCAGAGAAUAAAAAUAGCCAAUUCCCUCUGCACAUUUUAUUGUUAUUUCUUUUGUGUUCCUCUGGUUUGCAGCGCCUGGGAGUUUGAGGCUGGGUAGGGCCCAGGGACAGACGGGGCCCGGUGUCCACGGCUCGGGAAAGGGCAGCUGAACCGCCCGUUUAAAUGCUGCCGGGAGACUCAUAAAAAAUCGCCCCGGACCUGGAGGAUGGAGCGGCAGCUUUGUUUCGGUGGAAUCGCGGUGUGAUGUUUAGCUGCCAGGGGAUGCGGCCGCUCUUAGGAGAGGGGGGAAAAUGUUCUUAAAAAGCAUAUGCCCCCCAAGGAAUGCCUCUAUAGAACCAAAUCAAAGCUGCUCCUUGGAAGCAAAUCUCCGCAGACCGGCUGUUGGGGGAAAAAAGUGUUAGCCGUCUCUCCCGGAUCUUCGAGGGGGAAAAAAUUUGGAACCAUAAAGUUGAAAACUUUUUUCUCUCAGUUUGGAAGAAGCCCUUCGUCAUGAAUGGGACCCGUGGAGUUCGGGCAAGAGGAGGGGAGAGGCGCAAAGGAGGGGAGAUUUCUCGCCUGCCGCUCGCGCUGGGGCUCGAUGUGAAUAUAUAUUAUGUCUGCCUGUUCUCCCCUCGUCGGUGGCUAAGGUCAGCCGCUACAAACAGACACGGGAGGAGGGGGGCAGAAAGGGGAGGGGGGGGUCCGGUGCGCCACGUGACCCCCGCGGGUGCCAAUGUCCGGUCGUGAGGGUAUCAGGCUCUUGCAAGUUGCCACCCACUGCCCGGGCCUCGCCCAGCGAUGCAGAAAGCCACCUACUACGACAACGCCGCGGCUGCACUCUUCGGAGGCUUCUCCUCGUACCCUGGCAGCAAUGGAUUCGGCUACGACGGUCCCCCCCAACCCCCCUUCCAGGCCGCCACGCACCUGGAGAGCGACUACCAGCGCUCAGCGUGCUCGCUGCAGUCCCUGGGCAACGCCGCCCCGCAUGCCAAGAGCAAGGAGCUCAACGGCAGCUGCAUGAGGCCCGGCCUGGCCCCGGAGCCCCUGCCCGCCCCGCCCGGCUCGCCCCCGCCCAGCGCCGCACCUACCAGUGCCACUAGCAACAGCAGUAACGGGGGCGGGCCCAGCAAAAGCGGCCCCCCCAAGUGCGGUCCCGGCUCCAACUCCACCCUCACCAAACAGAUAUUCCCCUGGAUGAAAGAGUCGAGGCAAACGUCCAAGCUGAAAAACAGCUCCCCCGGCACAGCGGAGGUCUGCGGCGGUGGCGGCGGCGGCGGAGUCAGCGGCGGCGGGGGCGGGGGCGGGGGCGGCGGGGGAGGGGACAAGAGCCCCCCGGGCUCGGCGGCGUCCAAGCGGGCGCGGACGGCGUACACGAGCGCGCAGCUGGUGGAGCUGGAGAAGGAGUUCCACUUCAACCGCUACCUGUGCCGGCCGCGUCGCGUGGAGAUGGCCAACCUGCUGAACCUCAGCGAGCGACAGAUCAAGAUCUGGUUCCAGAACCGGCGCAUGAAGUACAAGAAGGACCAGAAGGCUAAGGGCCUGGCCUCGUCGUCGGGGGGCCCCUCCCCCGCCGGCAGCCCCCCGCAGCCCAUGCAGUCGACGGCCGGCUUCAUGAACGCCUUACACUCCAUGACCCCGAGCUACGAAAGCCCGUCCCCGCCCGCCUUCGGCAAAGCCCACCAGAAUGCCUACGCGCUGCCCUCCAACUACCAGCCCCCUCUCAAAGGCUGCGGCGCCCCGCAAAAGUACCCCCCGACCCCGGCGCCCGAUUACGAGCCCCACGUCCUCCAAGCCAACGGGGGCGCCUACGGGACGCCCACCAUGCAGGGCAGCCCGGUGUACGUGGGCGGGGGCGGCUACGCGGAUCCGCUGCCGCCCCCUGCCGGUCCCUCCCUCUAUGGCCUCAACCACCUUUCCCACCACCCUUCGGGGAACCUGGACUACAACGGGGCGCCCCCUAUGGCCUCCAGCCAGCACCACGGACCCUGCGACCCCCACCCCACCUACACAGACCUCUCCUCUCACCAUGCGCCUCCUCCUCAGGGUAGAAUCCAAGAAGCGCCCAAAUUAACACACCUGUGAUGGGAGAGGGAGGGCGGAGGGGCGAGGUCAUAGGGUGAGCGAGAGCCAGGAGAGGUAGGGGCUGUGGAGCUCUGGGGGGCAGCCUGGAGGUCUGAAAGAGGAGGCAAGGAGGUGGUAGCCAGGCUUCCUGGCCAGAACAGGCCUGGAGCUCCUUCCCCUCCCUUGGCCUGAGAAGUUGCUUUUUUAAGUCCUCCAGCCCUUGUUCCAUCUGCCUGCCAACCCAUCGGAAAGGAAUCCACAGCAGAUUGGAGAUGACCCUAUCAAGCCUAGGGCUCCAGCAAUAGCCAGCUGGAAUUCCACGCUUGCUCGAGAGAAGGAGGAGAUAGAGAAACAAGGCAGAGAAGCACAUUUUAAAAAACAGACAGGAUGGCUAGGCCAUCACCAACCGACUUACCUUCCAUCUCUGUGGGUAGUUGCCCCAAAUCUUGAUAUUUUUUCCUCCCAAUUCCCCUUUAAAAAAAAAAAACACACACAUUGCAAAUCCAAGGGCACAAAACACCACCCCCUCCCACUUCCCUGAAGCCUCAAAUUUCCUCCCAUCUAUUUGAGGUUUACUCAGCACUCCCUGCAUUUCCAGCCCCAUAUUUUUCUGCUCUAGGACAUUCAUAUCUCUAUGCCACCCCCAUCAAUUAUGGUUUCAGAGGGCUCAGGGAUGGUGAGAGAUCCUGAAAGUCAGAGCUGUCUAUAUUAUAAAUACAUAUUUUUUUUUCUUUUAUGGAAAAGCUGGGAGGUGAGGGCAGGCAAGUCGUUAGGACUUAAGGUUUGUCCAAUCUGCUGCCUCCCAUCUCAGCUCCAGGUCCAUCCCCCUCUCUCCACAGAAAGCAAUCGGUGACACGAGGUUCUACAAUUUUAUUUUCUUCUGUUGCUCUCUUGACUUAACGUGAAAACAGGGUAUAUUUUAACAAACUGUCUGUCCCAGGCAGGGGCUGCAGCUGGGCCUGUGUGCCUUGCUCAACCUCCUGACAGGACACUUUUGUUGCACUUAGAGUUUACAUUUUAAUGGAUAUAAAAACAACUGUGAGAGAUGCCUGGGCCUGUAGGAGUCCAGCAUCGCUCAAAAAGCGUGUGUUCUAGUGAACAUUUUCAUAUAUAUUUAUUGGUUAUAGCCUGUUAAAAUAUUUUCUUUUUUGUAUUAUUUAUCCCCCUACAUUAUGUAUUUAUAUGAGGGAAAAAAUUGUACUUUUUUUAAGUAUUUACUUGUUAUAAAGGACGUUGUGUUUCCUGUCAUGUAAAAACAGCUAUUUUAGUUAUUAUUGUACUCUAGAAAAGAGCUGUAGAUUUAUGUUAAAUUCGUACUUAUGAGCAAUUGUAAUUAGUUCUAAAAGGCAUGAACUCAGCUCCUAAUUGUCACUGUAUAGUCCUGAAUUUGUAGAAUUAGAGUUAAUUCCCUCUUGGAACUUUCUUUGUUGUUCCGUAGUUACUUUUUUCCUUACUUAAAAGGGUUGUCUGUCAAACAAUUCUUGAAUAAACUUUCUGUUAACAAUUUUAUCUUGUCCUGGUAGUCCAAUUUAGAUAGCAGAGGGAGGCUGCUGACUGCUCAAUUUCCCCCAAGGGAAGAAGGACACUGAAGACCCUCUUCUGGCCUUUUUGUUCACUGCCCAGACCCCUGCCUCCCCCUCGCUGUCUCAGGUUUAUAUAGUUUUUGUCACUCACAGGAGCCUGGAACAUGCUGCCAACUUCUUUAGCUAAGAUUUAAGUAACAAGUUGUGGGGGAAAGGACUCUUGGGUGCUCUCUCUAGGUCUUUUUGUUUGGCUUCUUUGCCUCUCAAUUUUUCUCCUUCAUUGACCUUUUGUCUCCUCACUCCUUGGCCACAACCUCCUCGCCACCCCCCCCAACACACUCCCUCAGCAACAAAAAAAUCUGGCGUAUUAGUGCUUCUUCCAUGCAAGCUAAACUUCACAGUUCUCUUCCGGAGCUACAAAGAAGUCGUCACAUGACCCGAAGCCCAACCACCAUUGGGUCUAAAAUGAAAACAAAGGAAAAUGAUUAAUCUAAAAAAAA
Molecule: messenger RNA, 5725 nt
Organism: Ceratotherium simum simum (southern white rhinoceros)
Lineage: Eukaryota; Metazoa; Chordata; Mammalia; Perissodactyla; Rhinocerotidae
Source: RefSeq, a predicted model, not a curated record